AUGACCAGAACUCCACCCCCUGUGGCGUCGGCAGGGCGGCUGGCUGACUUUCAAAAGAACACGCUGGCUGCCACGACGCCCAUGGAGGUACUCAACCAAACCGAGGAAGCCGUAGCCCUCAUCACGGAAUCUGCUAAGCACGUUGAUGCCAAUCUCACAACUAAACUCAGCACUCUGGCACAGGCUCUCAGACGAGAAUCCAACAAAGUGCGUGGACUCAAACCCAUGCCCGACCUAAUCAUCGAUAUCGAAGAAGGAGCCGACCUAACUGGACCUGACCUAACCAGGUCCGACUUAACCAGGGCCGACCUAACCAGGUCCGACUUAACACCCAGGGCCACGAGGGUCGGGCCCGGGAAUGCAAGGAGCCCCUUGCAACCUUCGAACGCCACGCCCCAACCACCCCAUUCUACACUACUAUCCAAUCCCACACCUAAUGUUACACUACCACCCAGUGCUGCCGGUGCUGCACUACUAUCAGCUAAUGCUGUAACGCCUGGUGCCACACUACCUGCCACACAGCACGCUAACGCGCUGCGGGGGCUGGUCGUCAGCCGUGCAUCUGGGCAGGUGCAUGGUCCGGAAGUUGUGUCGAUUCCCAUGCCGGCGGACGCGCCGGCUCGCACGCCGGGAAUGCUGACGGUCACCCCUGCGAGUCCUCGGGCGGCGACAGCCAAGCGAUCCCCGCCGGGCGCCGCGCUCUUGGCCGCGUCCGCGCAGCCUUCCGGCGCCGGGGCAGGACCCGCCGGCACCGGGGCAGGACCCGCCGGCACCGGGGCAGGACCCGCGGCGGUUCCUGGGUCUGUAGCGGGUCAGCUGCGCCCCGGCGGCCUAGACGAGCCUUUGACGACCGAUUGGGGCCGUGCCUCCUUCGACCUAUUCGAGCCGCCCUUCCAGAGCCAAGCCCGGGACCAGCGACCAAGGACCCAACUACAACCAGGCUCUGGACCGGGACCGGCAUCCGGGUCUGGACCAGGACUAGGACUGGGACCAGGACCGGGCAAGACACGCGUGCCAGCGUACCUAAAGCCGACGGCUGCGUCCACCGAGCGGUCGCCGGGCCGCAAACCGCCGCCACCCGGACAGCAGCCACCGGCGGCUUCGCCAGCGGCGCCUUCGCCGCUCUCCGGUUCCGGACCGAGUUCCUCGCCGACAUCGCUCCUAGGCGCCGCGGUACCGGAGCCGCCCGGCUUGGUCGAGGACCAGGGGGGACACAAAGACCCGGGACGCGGUAGUCGUGUGCGAUCGCAUCGCACACGCUCGCAACCAAGAACCGGACCCUACUAUGCUGCCUAUGACCCCAGCAACCAAGCGACCAACCCGAGCCCGACGGCCAACCCGAAUCAAAUGACUACCUCGAAUCCAAUGACCCGCCCUGGCUCGAUCACUGGUCCGGCGAGUGGAUCAACGAGCGGUCCGGUGAGUGGUGAAGCGUAUGGUUCUCAGAUGCAGUACGGUCCGCAGGGUUAUCAAAUGAGUGGUGGCCAAAUGGGGAGUCAAGCGGGUUACCUACCGUAUGCGCAGUCCGGUGCGAUGCCCUAUCCCGUGGCUGGUUAUGCGGCGGGGUACGGGCCCGCGGGAGGGUUCAGUGGUCCUCAAUUUUACGGUGGUUGGUCGACCCAGCCGCCGUAUGCUCAGCCACCCUACGGACAAUACCUCCAGCAACCAGGUUACGGUAACGGACAGCCAGGCUAUGGUGCUGGACAACCCGGCUAUGGAACCGGGCAACAGGCCUAUGGGUUUGCCCCGUCCUUCGACUAUUACGGCACCGCGAAUCACAUGAUGACCCGCGGCUUUAACCCCAACCCUACGCUCCAGCCGCCCGCAACUACGUUUGUGGGCGAACCGAUCAUUGGGCCCAACGGCGGCUAUAACUCGCCCCACUCUUCCGCAGUGCGCCUGGAAGAAAACCAGUUUCGCCCACAGUAA
Molecule: messenger RNA, 1929 nt
Organism: Gregarina niphandrodes
Lineage: Eukaryota; Apicomplexa; Conoidasida; Eugregarinorida; Gregarinidae
Product: pentapeptide repeat protein
Exons: 1
Coding region: 1-1929 (642 amino acids)
Source: RefSeq, a predicted model, not a curated record